UACUCACUUUUUACUCUCUCACACUUAUUCCAACAUGGCGUCGACUUUCAAGCAAGAUAUGCCGCCGAAAGGCGGCUAUCCUCCCUUAGAUUACAAGCGAGCUCUUCCCAAAAGAGGCAUUUCAGGUUAUCUGAUGUUUGCUGCAUGUGGAGCCAGCAUGUUAAUUGGAACAGCAAUCUUUAGCAGAGGCAACCAAAGAAGAAGGAGGCAGGCCAGGGAACAGCAAGAGUGCUUUUAUGGAAUUACUCCUCUCUUGAAAGCAGAGGAUGACAGAAGAGUGUUAAAACUUCUCAAGACCAACCAUGAGCAAGAGGCAAUCAUCAUGAAGGACGUGCCCGACUGGAAGGCCGGAGAGAGCAUCUACGACACCAAACGAUGGAUCGACCCCAUGGUCCUUGACCUUUACUACCUCCAUCCCAGGAAGGUCAGGGACAAAGAAAUGUUUGGCUUCAGCACCUACGUAUGAGGUUGUUGUUGCUAUAGUUACAUGGGUCAUUUUAAUAAUGUCUUGCAGUGGAAUGCGUCAGGUUUAUCAAAAAGAGAAUUUAGAGAUUUUAAAAGCUGGAAUGAUUUUGAUUUACUUGAGGUGGGGUGGUACUACACUGGUUUUUGGACAAAACGUGAACUAUUAUCUCAAUGGAAUCUACUUUGUAACAUACAGGAUAGAAUGAACAGCACUGUUCUGGCUGCAUUUCCAAGCCUGUGAACAAGACUUAGACAAAACGAUAAACCAUUAACAAUUCAAGUUUGGGAAAUGACUGGUCAACUUACUUUCUUGGCCACAGGUCAAAGAGUGUAUCCAGUUUGUAAUCACUGUGUAAUACGAGUGUUGUACCCUCCCCGUAAAGUUAGGAUUUUGAAAUGUUUUAUGCAGGUAAAGCAUUUUAUUUAUCUACCACCUUCCAUGCCCAAUUUUUCUCAUGGAAAGGGUACAAAGGAUUUUGUUGUUCUUUUAUUUGUUUAAAACCUUACAAAGGAGUUUCUAUAAAAAAAUAUAUAUAAUCGGGAGAAUGUUCAGGGUGCCCAAUUUCAUAAAGCUGUUAAGCAGAAAAUUUCUAAGCAAAAAUUAAGUAGGGCACCAGUCGCUGUAGUGCAAAUUUAACCUUAAUAAUUUUGGUUGGUCACCUGUUUCUGCUAUUAAGCAAUAAUGUUUUGUGCUUAGCAAGUUUUUGUGCUUACAGGCUUUAUGAAACCGGGCCCAUGUAGGUCAUUGUCUGCCGUGCAUGCUUUCUGUAUGGUUGGCUGUGGGUGAAGAGACAACGAAAGAUACAGGUAUGGCGUAUUUUUAUGGAUCGACCAUGGCCUGUGAUUUCAUGGAGCUGCUUAAGCAGGCAAAGUGCUUAGAUAUAUUCUGCUGUGUUUGCUUAGCCUGCUUGGGCAGGCAAAGUGCUUAGAUAUUUUCUGCUGUGUUUGCUUAGCCUAAGCAAAAAUAAGCAUAAGCAGGGAACAAGUCUUAAGCACUCCAUUCUAACAUAUUUUGGCUUGUAACUUUUGUUCUGGUAAGCAUAGUUGUUUUGUGUUGUACUAAUGUUUUGCGCUUAAUCAACUCUAUGGUUUACACUCAGGCUUUUGUGAACUUGCUAAGCUGACAAUUUGCUGAACAAUUUGAUAUGCAAUAAUCCUAGUAGUUCUUUAGAAUUGUUCAAUUUCAUAUCAACAGUUUAGUUGGUGGGUAAAAAAAAAUGCUAGAUUUCAUUUUGUUUGAUUGGUUCAUUCAUUAAAAUUUUGUUGCUGUUUUUUUUAGUAAUUGACAAGAAAAUUUCCCAGACAGUAUUGUAAAUAAACAUAUCAGUUGAAAACAAUUUAA
Asterias rubens (European starfish) is the source of this 1807-nucleotide messenger RNA. Its product is annotated as NADH dehydrogenase [ubiquinone] 1 alpha subcomplex subunit 13-like. The transcript has 4 exons. Bases 35 to 466 code for a protein of 143 amino acids. The record is from RefSeq and is a predicted model, not a curated record. NCBI's taxonomy places the organism in Eukaryota, Metazoa, Echinodermata, Asteroidea, Forcipulatida, Asteriidae.